Macroventuria anomochaeta is the source of this 1467-nucleotide messenger RNA. RefSeq lists its product as uncharacterized. Gene Ontology annotation, biological process: regulation of RNA metabolic process; regulation of gene expression. Bases 1 to 1467 code for a protein of 488 amino acids. Gene Ontology annotation, cellular component: nucleus; cytoplasm. The record is from RefSeq and is a predicted model, not a curated record. Gene Ontology annotation, molecular function: mRNA binding. Lineage: Eukaryota; Fungi; Ascomycota; Dothideomycetes; Pleosporales; Didymellaceae. The transcript is spliced from 2 exons.
AUGUCUGCAUCGCCGACCAUCGCAGCCUCUACCAAGCGUCCGCUUGAGGAGCCCUCAUCUCCUGCCGGACCCAACGAUCAGCCUGACGCUAAGCGCCCCGCCCUCGACAAGAUGGUGAAGGAAGAGCCCAAUGCCGACGACAUUGAGACGGCGCAGCCCGUCAAGGGAGAAGGCGUUGCUACAGAAGACAUCAAGACAGAAGACAUUAAGCCAGAAGACGAGACUGCUGAAGUGGCUGCUCAGAACGGCGACGAGCACGCCCAAGCAGACACGAUCGUUCCUGAUGCUCCCGCUAUCUUGGAGACUCAGCCUAUUCAAUCCACUUCUGGCGCCAAUGGCCGUCCUGGCAACAGCAACCAGCAGGUUGACGAGUCAAACUGGCUGCACCUGCGAGCCUGCAUCGGCACUAGCGAAGCCGCGACUAUUAUUGGCAAAGGUGGAGAAAAUGUGACCCAGAUUCGACGCCUCUCUGGUGCGAAGUGCACAGUCAGCGACUAUUCACGAGGCGCUGUUGAGCGCAUCCUUACCGUGAGUGGUCAGGUUGAUGCGGUGUCCAAAGCGUUCGGCUUGAUCGUGCGCACCCUGAACCAGGAAGACCUCGAGAACCCUUCCACUUCCACCUCAAAAGCCUACCCCAUGCGCCUGCUCAUUCCCCACAUUCUCAUUGGCUCCAUCAUUGGUAAAGCCGGUGUUCGUAUUCGUGAGAUCCAGGAGGCAUCCAACGCAAAGCUGAAUGCUUCUGAUACCCUCCUGCCUAAUUCUGGCGAGCGAUCAUUGGUUGUCCUUGGUGUCGCCGACGCUGUGCACAUCGCUGUGUACUAUGUUGCUCAGACCUUAGUGGAGCAGCUAACAGAGCGUUUCGGUGGCCCUGCCGCGUCUCAGUACGCAACACGCAGUGGUAUGGCCGCUAACGUUGUCCCUGGAGGCAUGUCCGUCCAACCAUACGUUCCUCAGCCAGCUGGAGGGCAGUACUCACAGCCUCACCCAAACAACUUCCGCCGACCAGAACCCCAGCGCACUCCUCAGCAUGGAGGAUACGGCGCUCCUCAUAUGCACGGCCAGCCGCCCCAACAGACACCAUAUGGACACCCUAACAUGCCUUAUGGAGCUGGCUCACCUGGUCGAGCUCACUAUGGUGGCCCAGCGCAGCCAACGCCGUACGGUGGGCACCAUGGUGCAGCACCCGUUGCACACGGUGGAGCGCCCAACCAGCCGCCAGUCCAGAUGCCAGGUCAGCCCCUCACACAGCAGAUCUUCAUCCCCAACGAUAUGGUGGGUGCCAUCAUUGGCAAGGGCGGUGCGAAGAUCAACGAAAUUCGUCAGCUCAGUGGCAGUGUCAUCAAGAUCAACGAACCUACAGACAACAGCAACGAGCGCCUGGUCACGAUCACAGGAACACAGGAGUGCAACCAGAUGGCACUCUACAUGUUGUACUCACGACUCGAAUCGGAGAAGCACCGUAUCUAG